AUGGUAUUGCUUUUGAUGCUGAGGUGCUCUUUACAGGUGCUCUUGCUGCUCAGUGUCGCAUGUGGCGAGUAUGAUGCCGACCUGGUGUAUGUGCGGUGGUUUGAUGCCUCCGGUGACGGAUGGAAUCGUUCCCUGAACUUGCGGCCCCUCGUCUGGUUUAGGUACGUAUGGCGGAGUGGCCAGCCAGCCGCAUCAUUCGGCUGCAUACCGCUGGAGACAGUGCUGCAGCGGGUUUGCAUUGUCCAUGUGCCCCCAAAGGGCAAGGGGGCACAGGCACCCAGUGCCAGUGGGAAGGAUGACCUGAUUCCUGUUGUGAGUGAGGAGGUGAUGGAUGAGGUGAGGGCACGGAAGGAUUUGCAGCCCUCGGCGGCUUGGGAAGAGCUUACCAGGGUCCUUAUGGAAAAGGAAAAGGAGAAGCACUCAUGGUUUAAGUAGUACUCAGUACUUGCGAUGCUGGGAUGGGUGGAGCCUGGAAGCGCAUGCCUUGUGUAUGCCUAAAGGAGACAUGGAUUUAGAUACUGUGGAUAUUGAUGUCGUUGAUGACAACCAAGGUUGAGGUUUCAUCAGCCAAGGUUGAUGACAACCACUGGUUUGCUAGUGUCAAUGGCAAUGACAAACCUGGACCCGGAACCUGAAUAACAUGGUGGGUGAAGCCCUGGUGGAAGCUCAUAGAGGAAACGAUUUGAGAUUGUAACACAUGAAUAAGG
Molecule: messenger RNA, 707 nt
Organism: Volvox carteri f. nagariensis
Lineage: Eukaryota; Viridiplantae; Chlorophyta; Chlorophyceae; Chlamydomonadales; Volvocaceae
Exons: 3
Coding region: 1-435 (144 amino acids)
Source: RefSeq, a predicted model, not a curated record